AACCUCUCCACAGUUCUUCCGCCGCCACUCAUUUCUCCUCUGAACAUGGUUAAAGAUGUGGCAUAUAACAGGGAGUUUAACAUGAUGUACUUGUUGAUCGAUGAACGAGAAAUUUGGGUCUACUAUACCAGGACGAAUCCAGCCACCAGAGUGGAGUCUUGGAAACUAGACUUUAUUGAAAACAUCCACAGCCAACAUUCCCAAGAUGCAUUACAGAAAUCCAGAGCAAGCAGUCCAUGGCUUAGUGAAGGAAACAGAUUUCCAAGUCCUGAGUCUCCCUCUCUUGGUCCCAGUUCUUUUCCACCGUUAGACGCCAGUGGUAGGGAAUCAGUGUUAUCCACUCGUAAGGAGAAAGUACUGAUCACGUGUCUUGGAAUACUAUAUUCUCCAAUAUUAAUGACGUCACUGGAGGGAGAUGCGUGUCCGGAUACAACACAUUUCCUAAUGGCGGGAACUCAGGAUGGGCGCGUCCUGUUUCUUCACAUGUUUUGGCAAGGACUGAAGUAUCAUCAGCUCCAAGCAAAUAAGGACGCUGUUCUUCAGGUCUACCAUGACCAAGACAACAACACUCUGGUUACAAAGUGUCGGUGUUCUAAGAUUGUUAUCCUUAUUUGGUCAUUGCCACUCCUACUGUUGACGAAGAGGAUUGAUUGUGAUGCUGACAUGACGUGUUUUACGCGAAUGAACAAUAUUAUGUUGUGCGGACAUCAAAGUGGAUAUUUGCACCUUCAUUCGUUGUCUGUGGAUAACGGUGAAUUUCGCGAAGAUAAAGAAGAGAGAGCGGCAGGAACCAGUCGUCCACCUCCAAAGGAUCAUCAAAGUUGUAUCAACAGUGUGGACUCUAACUCAAACCUGGAGAUAUUUUGUAGUGACAGUGGGGAUGGCAUCAUCAAGAUUUGGGACGGAAAUAAAAUCCUGCUGCGGGAAAUCAUUAUGAACGAAACAUUAACAGUGGCCUCUUUCCUCAAUACUCAAGGGGAUAUCCUUAUCGGUUUCAAACAGCACAUCUUCAUAAUUCCAAAUGAAAAAGUGUGCCCAGUGAAAGAUGGCUUAUUGCUUGACGGCAGAUCCGAUUCAAUCGACGACGAGGCGUUUGAGACAGAAUCAGACAUCUACGAGGACCCAUCAGUAAGAUUUGAAAGCAAAAAGAUUCUGCAACCGGAUCCUACUAAAAUGGAGAAUUACUUGGUACCAUUUCCAAACUUGCAGCUGAAAACGUCUUGGUUCAUGGAAGGUCGACCUCCCCCCGACCUUGAACCACAAAAGCAACAGGAGGACGAAGAGUCCAUUAGCUUAAUGUCGGACAGUCUCUCGCUUGCUCCGACUGAAGUCUAUGGUUCCCUAUCCUCCACCCCCAGGCGAAUGUCUUUGGCAAGCUCUGUAACAAUGUCUGAACGCAGAACCAGCACGGAAUUAUGGGACCUUCCUGAAUUUGGAAACUCACCUGUGAGUUCACCGCCCAGAACUCCUCCACCAGAACCAACACCCCCUUCCACCCCUCCCCCGGAGGUAGAGUCUGACGAGGACUCGAGUGGAAGUGAAGAAAAGAAAGAGUCCCAAAAUACUGAAGACCAACCGUGUGAACGAUGCGAGAAUGAAAACAAAAAAGAAAAGAAGAAAGGUCCAGUCAUUCCCAGCUUCCGACGAGAAAAAGGGAGGAUGGGAAACAUAGCCAUCAACUCUAGAUCCCUGCGUUCUGGUUUUGGAGGUCCCGGAUAUGCUGCCCCAGUUUCCAAAAAGUUGAUUGAGCAGAGACCUGAGCCCAAGUCGUUUAAACCCAGACGUAUCCCAAAGCCCAUUGUAAAGAAAGCAAAGAAACCUAAAGAAAAGGGAGAGGAAGAGGAAGAAGCCAAGAAAGAAAAAGAUGAGAAAGAGACAGAAACAAUUGAAAAUGAGCCUGGUGAAGCUGAAGAAGAGAAACAGAAAACCGAAGAUACAGUAAAAGUAAACGCUGAUGAUGAUAAUGGAGAUGACGAGGAUGGUGUUCCUGCGCAUCGGACGCCUAAUGUUGUUACUAUGCCAACAAGGGAACAAACGCCUUUGAUGCGACAAGAAACUGUCAGCCCUAAACGGGUUUCUAAUGCCAGCCCACCAGAGCAGCUGCCUUCUCGAUCAGCGAAGAACGAGGAACAAAUGCGCGUGAGAGAGAAAGGCAAAGACGCAGCAGAGCCACAAAAGACCACAUCAGAUUCCCCCCCUCAAAGAAACGCUGAAGAUAGUACAACGAGAGCUGUAUCGAGCGGCGAGGAUCUGGCUGCUGAUAAUGAAGAUGAAAAUAUGUUAGAUCAAGACAACGAAACCAAAGGUGAGAGAGAAAACGAAGAUGGAGCUCCAGUGGAGGGUGAUAAACCAGGAAAACCUGAUUCACCAGAACCAAGGGAUCCUCAAUUAGUGACAUUCAUUGAUCCUGAUACGGGCAAGGUGCUACAAAGACCUCUCAAUGAAGUCCCAGAUGAUGCCGAAAUUCUUGAAGACUAUGAUGAUGACAAUGAAUUAGAAGGAAUAAAUGAAUAUACUAGCCCUGCUGCUGAACAUCUAACGUCGUCUCGUCGUAGUAAACGAAGCGAUCGUGGACGAAAGAGUGUGACCUUUAGCUCAGAACACAUCCGAACAUCUCAAGCAAAUCGACCAUUCCCUAGUCUAUACACUUCUGGAAGAGAUUCCCCAACGCUAAGAUCUCGCAAUGCGGGCUUAGUCUUCAAAGAAACAGUUGUACCUGUUUAUGGCAACAAAAGGCCGGGUGACCCGUUGAGAAAAACGUCUAAGAGCUCGUCAGGUGUUUCUCCGCUGACAAUAUUCGCACUUGCGAGAAGCAGGCAGGAACACACCCCAAAGUCAACCAACGUUAGAACUUGGUCAGCGGAUGGACGCUACAAACAAAAACACGGUACAUCGGAGAAUUUCAGUUUAAGAACUGAUGUGGUGAACCAAGGUGAUUUUGACAUGAAUGAUGACGAUCUUUUACGACUUAUCGAUACCGUUGGUCUGCAGACUGGUGCCGAGGGACAUGAAACGCCCGGAUCAUUGAGGCCCCCAAGCGUGAGAAAACAAGGAAGUACUCUCAUGCGCUGGUGCAUACAAGCACUCCAGAAAACAGACCGGGAAGUCCUUUUUCCACCCAAGCCAACGCGGCCAGGUAGUUCACCAAGUGUUGCCACAUCGAAAGCGACAAAGAAAGUGGAAGGUGCGCCUAAAGGUAAUACGUUGAACCUGAGCAAGAAAGACGAUCAGAAAAGACCACAAACUGCCGACACCGUUCGCAGUAACACCACGAGCCACGAAGAAUACUCGAUGUUCCCGUAUGAGAAUACAUCACUAAAUAAAGCGACGGAACAAACAAAGACACGUGAUCGUAAGAGUGUCACACCUGCCAGGAUGAAUGCAUGGAAACACGUGUCAUCUGAUGAGGAUGAGGAUUUUUUAGAUGCCUACCAAGCCAUGCGCUCCAGUGUCGGCCCACGCGAUGCGGAUAAGGAUUACGUUAAGGAUCUUAUCUCCAGAGGAUCAUUUGGAAGUGAGAGAUUUUCAAAUUCGCGUGACAUCCCAAGGUUAGAUACAAGUGACUACAGUGGAAACUGGCAAUAUAGGGUUUUAGAAAGGGCUCAUCGACUGAAGCAACAGCGUUUGGAGAGGCAGAAAAGUGCCACUGAAAGGAGACAAGCUCUUGAUAACAAACACAAGGAAAGAUGGAAAAACUCGAGUCACUUAGAAUACGCGCAAGAGCAACCGCCCAAGCCCGACCCCGUGUUGGAGUUCAUCACCCCACCUCCCGCAAUCGGUCGGAAAACGUCACCCUCACCCCCCCUGAGUCAAACUGAAAUCAGGAAACUGAAGGAACAAGAGUUAUCAAACGAACGUCCUUUCCGCCUGACACUUAAUUCCCAGCCUGGAGGUGUGCUGUACACCCCAUUGGUUAAAAGUUUAAUGGACCUUAAGACAGGUGACCAUCAUGUGUCGGAUGUUGCAAAUGUCUUACCCAAGCCCCCUCCGUCUGCCUCAAUCCCAAGCAAAUGCAGUCGCUAUGUUCUCGUGGCACAACCAGACAUCAAACAACCUCGUCCCCACGCUACAGCAGUGGAAGAAACUCUUCUGAUGUUGCGAUUUCCGAAGUCGCGUGUAAGAAGACGUCAUGCUAGUGCCACUAUUCCUAAGCUUCACUCCAAUCGGAACGUUCGCGCGAAGACUAGUCUCCAAAUGUGACUUAGAUUAUCCGAACUGAACAGAAUUGUUUCGAAUGGGAAAUGUUGUUAGUCUCUUUCUCUUGGGUGUGAUAAUUUUGCAAAUUCGAAAUUGUCUCAAGAUGACUAUAGAUUUUUUUUAAGGUGGCUCGUACCAGUUUCCUCGCGCGGGCAACAGGUCACUCUUGCGUGACGCGCGCGAG
Molecule: messenger RNA, 4381 nt
Organism: Stylophora pistillata
Lineage: Eukaryota; Metazoa; Cnidaria; Anthozoa; Scleractinia; Pocilloporidae
Molecular function (GO): protein binding
Source: RefSeq, a predicted model, not a curated record